Harmonia axyridis is the source of this 2151-nucleotide messenger RNA. RefSeq names its product regulator of microtubule dynamics protein 1-like. Gene Ontology annotation, molecular function: microtubule binding. The record is from RefSeq and is a predicted model, not a curated record. Gene Ontology annotation, cellular component: cytoplasm; spindle microtubule; mitotic spindle pole. The transcript has 8 exons. Lineage: Eukaryota; Metazoa; Arthropoda; Insecta; Coleoptera; Coccinellidae. Bases 173 to 1333 code for a protein of 386 amino acids.
UGUUUAUGUAUAAAAUAUUAUUUCUCUUGUCAAAAUAUUUUCAAGGUUUUCAAAUGUAUUUGGUUUCACUUCAUUAACUACUAAAAAUGAUAAUCAUAAAAACUAAAUGAAUAUGUUACAGAUCCACUUUUCUAGUUAAGGAUGUUGAGACAAGGGUCUUCAUUCAAGACAAAUGACUUAUAGAAAAAUUAGUUUAACAUUGAAGAAAAUACCAAUCAGUGAAUACUUCAUCAAAAUAUAUAAUUUGGGCAUGAAACUUUGCUUUGAAGUAACAACUUCCAAAAGCAUGGAGAAAACAAUAUGCAGAAAAACCCCUAUUCCCUCGAAAUAUUUUGAUGUGCCAUCUAGAAUAUCCAUGCUUUUUCGUCUUAUAUCGAAGACUAAUAUAUCGAAAAGGUGCCUAAUGACGUUAACUGACCAAACUCAUUUGAAAGUGAUGGCGUCGACAGCCAUUUUCACCAUAGAGCAUAUUCUGGAAGAAAGAUCAGCAUAUAGAGAGACAGAACCGAAAAAAAAAUCAACCGUGCAGGCAUCAGAAAAACCAAAACAGAAAGUUAAACAUUUAAAACUGGCAACAUCAAAACCGCCUUCGAAAGAAGUUGAGUCGGUCCAAGAAGAAACCGGAAGUUUGGAAGAGAUUUUGAAAGAUAUCGAUGCAAAACUGGAUAAACACAAAGACUUGGAGAGAUGCCUAAGCAGGUUGAAAAAAUUGCAGACCAAGUAUUCCGACGAUCCUCAGAUAUUGUGGAGAAUAGGAAAGGCUCAUCAAAAAAUUGCCGAGAAGGAAAAAGAUGUUGGAAUGAAGAUGAAACACGUCGAACAAGGAAUCGAGUCUUGCCGGACAUCCCUUGAUAUGCAACAUAAUCAAGCAGAUGCACAUAAGUGGAUGGCCAUCUUGAUAGGCUAUAAGGGCCAGUACCAGUCAGUUAAAGAGAAGAUACACUGUGGGAAGUUGUUUAAGAAACAUUUAGACAUAGCUAUAUCACUUAAUCCAUCCGAUCCAGUUCUCCAACAUAUGGCUGGGAGAUUUUGCUUGGAAAUAGCUUCGCUCUCUUGGAUAGAAAGAAAAAUCGCCAAUUCCGUCUUCUCGGAUCCUUUAAAUUGUUCCAUAGAGAUAGCAAUGAACCAUUUCGUACAAGCUGAGAAGUUAAUGGGAAAAGAAGAAUGGAAAGAGAACAAACUUUUCAUUGCUAAAUGCCAUAUUCAGGAAGAGGAAUAUAAGAAAGCUUUGGAGUGGUUGGAUAAGGCAAAAAAAGCUAAAGAUGAUUCGGCGGGCGAAAGUGUAAAAAGAGAAAUAGAACAGCUAUUGAAAAAAUAUUCAAAAUACAGAUGAUCAAUACCGAAACUUUAAUUUUCAUCAUGGAUGAUUUAUUAUUUCUUCCCAUUAAUUAUCUUAUGGAAAAUAUGUAGCUGCUGAUGUUGCUAUGUUGGAACCAGGGAUUUAUCGUUCCGAAUUCCUAUAAGAAAAUUUUCAACAAUUCAAUCCGAAACUAUUAGGCCAAUGAUUUUUCUUAAUAUACAUUAUGUUUUGAUGGAAAUCAUCAACUGACUCCUUCUUUUUGUUGAAAUAAUGCCUUGAAUUGCGUUUUUUUGGUUUAGGAAUACCAGGCCCGGUCUAGCCAGGUCGGCGACCGCCGAGGGGCCUCCGGCUUAAGGGGGCUUCCAGCCAAACAAAUAAAAGUUUUUGAAAAAAUAUGUUUUUCUUUAUUGUCAAGAUUGUUUCAUUUUAAUGUUUUACAAUGACGGUAUCUUACUACAAAUAAAUUUCAGAAUAAAUAAUAACAACAAACAAACAAUACUUGGACAAAGAUGAGAUAAUUAAUGUUGUGGCCAGGAAUAGUGGAGAACUUGCAAAAAAACUGAUAAGAUAAGAUAGUAAUUGAGAUCGUUAAUUACGAAACUAACAUUGUGUUUAGAAUUUAUGUUGUAUUCAUAUUGGUAACUAAAGUACUCAUUUUGGCCAGCUAUAAUUACGAUUUAUUUUAUACUUUUAUUUGAUUAUUGUAUUAGGCCCUAUUUUAAUUUUAAGAGUCAAUAUAGGAUGUUACAUUGAAGUUCUGUUUAUAAUUUAAAUACAUUGUUUUUUUUUUGCCUUGUGUUUUUCAUUGUCAUGUUCGUAGUUGGUCUCUCAUUAGACUUUCGUUCUAUUUU